AUGUCUGACAUCACCGACUUCAUUUCCGCCCUCGAGGCCGCCCAGAGCAAGGCCAAGUUCACCCCCGAGGUGCAGAAUGCUGCCUCCGGCAUCGACCCCGCCACCCUCAAGGCCGCCGUUGAGGCCGCUCUCGCCAUGGGCGAGACCGAGAAGCUCUCCGACGACGCCCAGAUCGCCGCUCUCAAGCAGGGUCUUGAUUUUGCCGGCAAGCUGGUCAUGAUGCUGAAGACUGCUCCCGGUCCCUUUGAGAAGAAGGAUCUCUGGGUUUACUUCAAGAUCGGCAACAACGUCGUCCCCGAGAAGCCUGGCAUGUUCGACAUGGUGAAGAAGCAGCUCGUCGGCGAGUGGGAGAAGGUCAAGCACUACAGCGACCAGAAGGCUCAGGCUCUCUACAUCCAGAAGGUCAACGAGUUCAUUGGCAAGUACGGUCUUCGCGAUGAGUAA
Penicillium maclennaniae is the source of this 444-nucleotide messenger RNA. RefSeq lists its product as uncharacterized. The transcript is spliced from 2 exons. NCBI's taxonomy places the organism in Eukaryota, Fungi, Ascomycota, Eurotiomycetes, Eurotiales, Aspergillaceae. The record is from RefSeq and is a predicted model, not a curated record. Gene Ontology annotation, molecular function: fatty-acyl-CoA binding. The coding region runs from base 1 to 444 and encodes 147 amino acids.